AGGAGGAGGAGGAGGAGGAGGAGGAGGAGGAUGGGCCUGGGAGGAGGAAAAUGCUGUAGAGAGGCUAACCGUUGGAAUGAGGCAGUACGGAGGAGGAAGAAAGGAGGAGGUGAUAGUGAGGCUGAUAAGAGCAGACGAGGAGGAAGUGAGGAUGGGAGGACGAAGAGGAGAAGAAGAAGAAGAAGAAGAAGAAGAAGAAGAAGAAGAAGAAGAAGAAGAAGGGCAUUGUUCUUUUCCUGUUACUGCUUGUUCCUCCCAUUCUCCUCCUCCUCCUCCUCAUCCUGGUGUAUGUUCCUCUCAUUCUCCUCCUUCUUUUUCCUCUUGUUCUUCUUCCAGUCCUCCUGCUCAUAUUUGUUCUUCCCACUGUCCUCCUCAUCCUGGUGUCUGUUCCUCUCAUUCUCCUCCUCCUCCUGCUUGCCAUCCUCCUAUUCCCAGUAUGUGUUCUCCCGGAUCUUCUUCCCAUCAUCCUUCUCCUUGCCCUUCUCUUCGUGUUCUUGAUGUGCAACACGUAACUGUCCUUGUUCCUGAUCCAGCCAGGGACCAAGGUAAGACGCGAGAUAGAGGAGGAGGAGGAAGAGGAGGAGUAGGAGGAAGGGAAGAGGGAGCGUUUAUCCAGGUGGACAAUGAACUCAAGUAUUUGGUGGACGGCGUCGCCAUACACAUGAACGAGAUAAUAAAAACAGGGGAAACCGAAAUAAGAUAUGGGGACAUAAUAGAUGACAAGGGAGUCUCCACGAAAAAUUAUAUCGUUUUUGAUCCACCACACCUAGAUUUUAAAGAACAUCCGACAGGCAUGCCGCUCAUGAGGAAGGUGGUGGUGCAGAACAGCAGUCCAGACACCAGUGUACAGCUGCACUCCCUGUCUGGCAACACGCUGCACUUCCAUUGCACCUUCUUCCAAGACAAGGUCGUGGUGCCCGGGGGAAACACCUCAUUCGACGUGGUGUUCCUGGGCCGGGAAGAAGGCCUCAUUGAAAACACCAUCUUCAUACACACGUCCAUCGGCACCUAUAAAUACGGGGUGCGAGCGGUGGGCACCAGUAACCCCUACAGACUGCGGCCGCUGGUAGGGGUUAGAAUGCCCCUCAACUCCUCCUACUCCCCCCUAAUCCAACUCCACAACCCCCACCCACACUCCUUGCAGGUGACAGAGAUGUACAGCACUGGGGGAGACCUGCACCUGGAGCUGUUGUCUGGCCUGCAGGAGGGACAGAAGGCCAUGUGGAAUAUCCCACCCUACCACACACAGCCGCUCAUGAGGGCAAACUUUGUGGCGCGGCGAGAGAAUAACCACACGGCCUAUGUCAGGAUUGUGACGAGCGAGACAGACAGCGACUAUCUGGUGGUUCCUGUGGAGGUGGAAGUGUCGGGUCAGCCUGGCCUCUUCUGUCCCCACGACGGGCUCCACUUUGGCCUGCGCACCCCCCAUGACCCUCCCACCACCCUCCCCCUCCACCUCCUCAACUCGGCUCACAAGCACAUUCAUAUUCAAAACGUGAUAACCACCCCAGUCAAUGAGGCGAUAACCAUUGAUUUCCGGCCCAUGAAAAUACCCCCGGGCACUGUCAGGCCGACACAAGUGGCCACUGUCACCUUUGAUCUCUUCAGACACCACUUAAAUAAACACUUCACUGUGUACUUCUUGUCCACCACCACCACCACCACCACCACACUCACACUCCCUCCCAACAGCCUCCAAAGUGACCAGCGGGAAGAAGGUGUCGGGCAAGAUCCUGGUAAAGAGCAAAGUGUCGGCGUACAAGCUGAGCGUUCCCUUCACUGUGGACCUCCUGCAUGGGGCACUGCUCUUCAAUACCUCCAUCACCAAGUUCUACACAGGCACAGAUCCCCACACCCCAGAGUCAGGUGGCGGGGGGCGCUGACACUUGGGUCACUGGCAGAGAGGGUGCUGGGAGGGGAGGUGAUUGGUGGGGGUGGAGGGAGAGAAGGAGAGGGAGGCGGCGGAGGCACCAGUCAUCCUAGCCGGGAGCCUCGCAAUCUCACCCUCACCAACACCUUCCCGUGUCCCGUCGUUAUCUAUAAUCUGACACUCCCUGAUGAGGCCAGAGCACACUUUGAGGUGGGAUGGGCGGGGCCGGUGGUGGUGGGGGAGGGGCAGAGUGCUCACGUGGCGUCGCUGCGGCUCCUCAGUGUGGGCACGGACGCCAGACUCUCCACCUCCCUCACGGUGCACACCAAUAUCACCACCAUCAAGAUUCCCCUUAUCGCCUACAAUGGAAAGCUCACCAAGUACAUUCCACCGCUUGGUGGUGAUUCCUGGCUGGACUUUGGGACACUGGGGAUGGGAGACCAGCGGGACCUUUACUUCUACGCCAUCAAUGAGAACCCGGUGGAGCUGCGGCUGUGUGGCUGGGGAUCCAACCUGACCCGGAGUGCGGUGGAGCUCAUGGGAGUGGAGGAAGGGAACAUCACCUCCAUCAGGACCCGCAGCAACAUGACCUAUGCCUCUAAAAGUCUAUUCCUGAAGCCGAACCACUAUGCAGUGUUUCGAAUUGGAGUGCUCACGCCGGACACAGAGGGAAUAUUCAUCGCAGAGUCAUACGUACAGACACAGUUUGAGCAGAUCAAGAUUCCCUUCAGAUUAAGGACAGCAGACGGCUCACUCAGUGUCGUGCCAAACACCAUUGUAUUCCAUAACUCAUUCCCGGGUAAAAUCUCACAACAAAACCUUCACAUCCUGUCCACAUUUGGCCACUCCAUGACGGUGAAGGAGGUGAAGCCGCUGCCAGGGGACAUACGCUUCUCAUAUGAAUCUAGUCGGUCUGGGCCGGCCACGCUGCAGCCCGGACAUAAGAGUCACAUUGGUCGCCUGGUGUUUGACCCCAAGCUGGAGUGUGGCUCAGAGUGUUACACAGGCUUUCCCCUUACUGGCAAGAGUGGGCAGCAGUGGGUCAACACACUGUCCCUCACUUCACAUGUGGCCGAUACAGACACCUCUCUCUACUCCACACUGCGCAGCCGUUACCUCAACCUCUCUGCAGGAAUCUUUAACACGUCCAUUGUCCUUCACACGUCAGAGGUCCACGGCUUCCACUUCACAGUACAGGCUGCAUUAAAAUGGCCCAUGCUGUGUUCCCCGUCCCACCUCACGUUCCCACUCACACAAGUCUUCAACACCAGUGUGCAGGAAGUGUUUGUGGAAAACCCUGCCAGUGUGCCGGUGGUCGCUCAGAUCCUGCUGCUGCACCACUACCCAGCACCACAACACAUCCUGUCCAUCAUACACCACCAACUGCCAAAAGACCACACACUGCUGGGGGAGGAGGGUGGAGGGCUGGCUGGGAGCGACGUCUUUUCUCUAAUCGAUGUGGACAGCAUCAGUGGGAGUAGUGGCAGCGGCAGUGGCACCCGGGCAGCUCACAUGCCUCCCCCGGCACCAGAGAUAACGAGUGGCCUGGCCCAGCACCGCCGCAGCCUUGAGGAACAAUUCAAGACCAGGGUGGCCAAAGACAGUAUUGCCAUCACCCUGGAGCCCGGUGUCAAGGUCAAAGUGCGUCUGUCCUUCACGCCGCCUGAUGAGAGGACCCACACUACUGUUCUGCUGGUCCGCAACAAUCUGACAGUUGUUGACACAAUGCUGGUCCAGGGCCGUGGUGGGAGGGGCUUCCUCAAGUUUGGCAAUCGUAAGCCUGGCUCGGCCCUCCCUCUGGCUUUCAAUAUUGGGGCCAAACACUUAAAGGACUGUGAUAGUGGGCGCAGCAGCCGUUACUACCAGCCAAACUUCACAGUGAAACGUUCAUUUGUGGCGCGCAACACAGGGGAGCUGCCGGUGCAGGUGUGGGGCUUCAGGGUGAAUGAGGCGCAGUGCGAGGGCUACGGCUUUAAGGUGCUGGACUGCCGGGGCUUCCAACUGGCACCCAACACUAGCCACAGGGUGGAUAUUGCCUUCACCCCAGACUUCACCCUGGCCAAGGUGCAGCAGCGCCUUGUCAUCCACACUAGCCUGGCUGAGGCGGCGGGCCAGGCGGGUCCUUCUGGUCAGGUAGAGUACUCCCUGGUGGCCACUGUGCCUGCCCAACUGCUGGCCGAGUGUGGGGCAGCCGUGCCCCGCCCCACAUGGGAGGCACCACUCUACUAUGCAGUGGUACUGCUGAUGGUGGCCAUGCUUGGGGGGGCUGUGGUGCUGGCUCUGCUGGAGGCUGACCACAUCCUUAAGAUCACAGUGGUGGCCAUGACCACCACCAUGCCAGCCAACGGCCAUGUGCCACCCUUCGACAAGACCAAAGUAUUUGAUCUCCAUGCCAUUGGUCAGUCUGACACCCGUGGUUCCUCCACUGGACUCAGGAACGACUAUGCUAAUGGCCAUGCUGUGAUGGAGCGACCCAGGAAGGCCACAGCCAUGCAGGAUGUGGUAGCUAAUGGCCGCAAGCCUGGCUCUGGCGGCCGCAAGACUGGCCACAGCUCGGCUGCCUCUUCAAGUACAAAGACUCGCUGCCCCCGUCAGGCAGACUCCAAGGUUGCCAGUGCAGACAGCGGGCUGCCCUCUUCCCCCUCGGAUCAUGUGGCCGCCCACAAUCAAACUAAAAAUAGUAACAAAAACAAAGGAAGUCAUUAUAUCAAUAACAGUAACAAUAACAAUAACAUCAAUAAUGUCAAUAAUAACAAUAAUAAUAUCAAAGGAAACAACAAGAAUAUUGAGUCCAUGUCGUGGACGAGAUUCUUCCAGCGAGCGGUGGGCAAGGUGGAGGGUGGUGGUGGAGAGGGACGUGAGGCAGGCCGCCGUUGUCCCUCCUCCUCCUCCUCCUCCUCCACCCGGGAUGAUGCAGCAGCUGUGCAACGGCAGUCUGUGGGCACAGAGACGGAUUUACCGCUGGUUGAGGCACUGCACAGGGUGCGGCGGCGGGCGCGACCUGUCCCUGCUCACCAGGAGGAGGAGACGUCCUCCACCACCACAGAGAGCUCCAACACUGAUGAGCUGUCCCUUGGUGAGGCGGCUACUGGUAGGCAACCCGAGGCUCCAGUCCCCAGCCAGGCCAGCAGCAGCAGCAGCAGCAGCAGCAGCAGUAGUAGCAGCAGCAGCAGCAGCAGCAGCAGUGGCGGUAGUGGAGGUGGAAACAGCAGCAGUAGCAGCAGCAGCAGCAGCCGAGCGACUAAGAAGAAGAACACCAAGACUAAGAGUCCCACCACCAAGACGCCCGGCAGCCGCAGUGCUUCAAUCACUCUCCACCAUGAGGACACUGGCCAUACUGGUGUUGGUGGUGGCUUUGAGUCUGGCACUGCCAAGGCCAAGGGUGGCAAGAAGGGCCGGGAGUCGUGUCGAGGUGGAUCACUGGAUUCCUUCACCCCGGAGAGCUUGGAGCUGCCGUACAACGUUAAGCCGGUGAGGCUCCUGGAGUCUGGCCGGGAUAAGGAGCAGCCGCCCCGCACGUCUCGCACCCUAGCCACCAGCAGCAGUGGCCGCUCCUCCCCCACUGCUGGCUGGGAGGAUCCCCACCAGACAACACAGGAGCAGGACUCCAGCCCUCCUGCCUUCAGCCCCAAGCCUGUCCCAACACAGUCCCAGCCUUUGGCACCCCGUGAGUCCUCCUACUCUGCUAUCCUGCUGGGCACUGACAAGCAGAAGGCCAAGAACACGCCCUUUGCCAAGGUCAGUCCUGAAGUGAAGCGGGUGGAGAAGCCCCUUGGGGUGAUCGGCCAGAAGACCACUAACCCUCAUGGGGCUGGCGGGGCUCUAGGGGCACUACGGGGCAUCUCGGGGCCUGCCGUCACCGUGGCUGCCACCAUGGCAGCUGUCCCCCUCCUCCCAACCCCAGACCACCACCCUGCCCCACCCUUCUCCCCACACUCUCUCAAAGAUGACUACACUCGCAGCCUAUACAGCACGGGGCAUGUGGAGCCCCCAUCUCCCCCCAGCAUCCACUCCUGGGACCCCAAAACCCUCAGUGCACCCCCCGCCCUCAGGCCUCCCCCAGGCCUGCCCCAGCAGGGCCACGACACCAGCCACCGCCACCCAAGCCUACAAGGUGAGGAGGACUGGUCCCGCUAUGAGCACCUGCAGGUGGCCAGCACACUGUGGACUGAGGGGAGUGGAGCGGCAGGCACUGGCUACCACCACCAUCCCCACCACACCCCCCACCCCCACCACCACCCUGAGAGCCCCAGCCCUGCCCCCACCCCCAGUUUGUGGGACUCCCUUUCUAAUAUCUGGUCACCUCCCUUCUGGGGGACAGACCAGGGGCAGAAUCAGCUGGCUUCCCAGCAACACCACCACCAACAGCAGCAACAGCAGCAGCAGCAACAGCAGCAGCAGCAGCAACAACAGCAACAACAGCAGCAGCAGCAGCAGCAGCAGCAACAGCAACAGCAACAGCAGCAGCAGCAGCAGCAGCAGCAGCAGCAGUCUCCAUGGAAUAACUCUCUGCAACAGAGUGUGGCAGCAGGUAAUGACGCCAGCGGUGCCGUCUCUAAAGGCUUGGGGUUCGAUCCAUUCCACUCCGUCGGGAACAUCUGGUCCUCCCCAGCCACACACCCCGCCGACCUGUGGCCGCCACACUCUGCCAAGAAGGAUGUCUGAGCUGCCGCUGCUGCCGCCACCAACACACAGCUUUUGAAUCUUUUAUUGUUUCAAAAUUCUGACAUUUUCCAAGAGCCUGACAUCCAUCAAGCUGCAGGCUCUGAUGGAAAGUAUGUUUUUUUUAUUCUGCAUCACUUAUUUUUGCUGACAGAUGAAGGUUGAAGCGUAGCAUAGGAUGGCCUUUUACUUAACUUUUUGUUGCAAGGAAGUGCGAGUGUGGCCAAGCAAACAUACCGAUUUUUCUUUGCUAAGAUUUUAGGCCUGAGUGGCUGGCUUCACUGCUCUAGCUCACCUACAUAUGGAGGGAAGGAAGAUUCUCUCGCUAAACACUCAUGGAAAGUUUUGUUCAGCGUUUUGGAUUUGAAAAACAGAAGAGGUUUAUAUUUUUUAAUUUAUUUAACUUUUUUGUGCCAUAUUGAGCUAUAGUUUGCUGUCUGAACAGCCACGGCCACCUUAGGACAUUUUAAUCUCAGCAAGUCACUGCUCUUUGUGAUUUCACUGCAUUGAUCAUAAAGUCAACUUUAAGGUUUGCGAAACCUUACUCUGCGACAGAUUACUCACCGCUUCUGAAACUACAAAUAUGCCAAUUUGCCAAACCCACCAGACUGUGAGGGGCUGACUCAGGGUGACUGCAUCAUGCCACUGUGAGGUGGUGUGUGGCCAUGCUGUGUGUCACUGCGGCUGGAGAAAGAACAUCACACCUGUGCUGGCAUACCACAACACACAUUCACACCACACUGGUUACUUCCACACAGUACACUAAUACAUUCACACUGGUUACCUCCACACAGUACACUAAUACAUUCACACUGGUUACUUCCACACAUUACACUAAUACAUUCACACUGGUUACUUCCACACAGUACACUAAUACAUUCACACUGGUUACUUCCACACAGUACACUAAUACAUUCACACAGGUUACCUCCACACAGUACACUAAUACAUUCACACUGGUUACCUCCACACAGUACACUAAUACAUUCACACUGGUUACUUCCAUACAGUACACUAAUACAUUCACACUGGUUACCUCCACACAGUACACUAAUACAUUCACACUGGUUACCUCCACCCAGUACACUAAUACAUUCACACACCACACAACACUGCCCCAUGUGCCACAGUAGUGCAUCACACUGGCAACAUCAUUGCUGCUAUACAUCAUAUUGCAUUACACUGACACACUCCUCCCACACACACACCACCUUAUUCCACCACACACACACUCACUACACACCACAAUAGUCCACUACACACACACACAACCUUAUUCCACCACACAUACUCACCCACACACCACUUUAUUCAACUACACCCACCCACCCUUAUUCCACCACAUACUCAACCACACACCCACAUCUCAUUAUGCAAUAAUAUAUAUAUAUAUAUAUAUAUAUAUAUAUAUAUAUAUAUAUAUAUAUAUAUAUAUAUAUAUAUAUAUAUAUAUAUAUAUAUAUAUAUAUAUAUAUAUAUAUAUAUAUAAACUUUGCCAUCACACUCACACUUGUAGUAUUGCUGGCUCCAAGAAUAAAGGUACCUGUCAUGGCAAGGUGAGGGUGAUAAUCUGGCCUAACCACAUGACAGAUGUUAAUUGAUAUUCCCAAGGUUAGGGUAAUAGAAAUGGGGAAGCUGUUGGCAACACUGCCCGAGACAAAUACAUAAGUUUGUUUCAGGCAGUGUUGCCAACACCACCUCCAUCCUUAUUACUCAGGGGGAUAUUUCCUGCUCUUUUGUGUGGUUAGGCCAGAUAUCACCCCCACUGCCAUGAUGUGCACCAAAUUCUUGGAGCCAACUGUAGUACACUCACACUACCAUCUCACACACAUACAGUAUGUAGUCACUUCAUAUGUUUACACACUAAUACAACACACUUCCACCACACAUCGCCUUUACUACCACCAUGAUACAUUUGCUAUCACCAUCAUAGCACAGCAUCAACUCAUCCACUUUACAACUAUCACACCACAUUAUCACUACACCACACACCAUCGUCACACUUAUAUAUCACCAUUUCUUUUACAUUGCAGUCAUCUCCACACACAUCUAUUUACAUAUUUAUAUAUAUAUAUAUAUAUAUAUAUAUAUAUAUAUAUAUAUAUAUAUAUAUAUAUAUAUAUAUAUAUAUAUAUUGUACAGGUGAACUGAGAUUGGUGAUAUGGAAACAGUUUGCAAAAUAAAAAAAAAAGUUUGCAAAAUAAAUAAAAAAUGUAAUUUUGGAUGAAUUGGAUAUUUAAAUUCAAUGAGUUUCUAAGAUUGUUAUUUCUUACUAAUGCAAAAUUCUGCACUUGAAAAUUACGGCAGGAAAAUCAUAUAAGAUCGCAUAACUUAUGUGAGACUUAACUGCACACUAUAUAGAAGGUUUAUUUUUAAUUCAAUGUAUUUUCAUUAAUUUUAAAUUUUUGUAAAUGCAAAUUCUGCAUUUAAAAAUUAGGGGACUCAGGACAAAAUUAUUCCUAACUUAUGAGAUUCACUUGUACAGUGUUUGUUACCAACUUCACCACACCCAUCACCAUUAUACAUCACUGAGCCAGCACACACUGCACCAUGGUACCCUGCGCAACUUGCUUUACAGCUUCACACACACCAUAUCAUUUGCUCUGUACCACAUUAAUACACACUCACAGCACAAAACAACAUUCACCCAGCCCCAUGACCGGCUUAGUGUUGGGAGGCUCUCAAGGUCACAAAUUCGAGUUGUAUCCUGGUAAUGUUAAAAGAGAGUAGAGAAGAAACUCCAUCUGAGACACCGCCAGACAUGCGCACCCUCUCCACUUCAUACUAAGAAGCCCGGCUGACCUCACACCGUCCUCACAUUGACUUAGUAUUGACACCAUGUGGAAUUACAGUAUUAGAGAGAGAGAGAGAGAGAGAGAGAGAGAGAGAGAGAGAGAGAGAGAGAGAGAGAAAUUCUGGUGGGUUAUUUUAAGACUUUGACUCCAAACCAUCGCCUUGACCUGAUGUUUAUGGCAAGAACAGUAUUGACCUACUCAGUAUUUGGAAUGAACAUGAUGAUACUCACUCACUGACGUCUUACGCCAUUUUUUUUGCUCUGCCCAGCGUGAAGGCUACUCUGUGGCCUAGUAGAAGGGCAUCAUAAAGCGUGUUUUUGAUGGACAAAUAAAGAGCCCUGAGACCUAAA
This is a messenger RNA of Scylla paramamosain (green mud crab), 9677 nucleotides long. It is a transcript of the gene Tmem131, whose product is annotated as transmembrane protein 131-like. The transcript is spliced from 23 exons. NCBI's taxonomy places the organism in Eukaryota, Metazoa, Arthropoda, Malacostraca, Decapoda, Portunidae. The coding region runs from base 77 to 6535 and encodes 2152 amino acids. Gene Ontology annotation, cellular component: membrane. The record is from RefSeq and is a predicted model, not a curated record.